Molecule: messenger RNA, 644 nt
Organism: Pocillopora meandrina
Lineage: Eukaryota; Metazoa; Cnidaria; Anthozoa; Scleractinia; Pocilloporidae
Source: the annotation of a GenBank genome assembly
AUGGCAGAACCAGGUUAUCUGCACGUCAUGAAAGGUAAUAUUAAUUGAUUAAAUUAUUCUCUUUUGCAUAUCAUUAAGAGCAGUGGUAGUAUUAUUUUACACUCCUUUAUUUAUUAUUAGUGGUACAGUGAGUUCGAAGUGCUUUCGAACCAAGACAACUGAUGGGUCCUUUUUUAGAAGAUGUUCUUGCAUAGCUGGAGCAGGUGGAUACUGCCAUCAUGUGAUAGGACUUCUGUAUUACCUUGCACUUCUGAAACAACUACGGCAUCGUACUCUGCCAAACGAACUGACUUGCACCAGCAUGAAACAGUGCUGGAGUAUCCCAGGAGGAAAGAAAAUUGAGCAGAAAGAAGUACAAAAUGUGCUAGUUCAAAAACCUCAGUUGGGUGCUUCAUGCAACAAAUUCAUCAAAAGUAAUCUGUAUUGCAUGUCCCUCUAAAAUGUACGGAACACUAACGAAAGAACACUUUGAUGAUCCUCAACCUCGCCCACUCUUUGCAAACCAUGUUCUUCCUCAGCAACAACUGCCCAGUAUCCCGUUUAUUGCAAGCAAGUUUGGAAAUGACCCUGGAGGAUGUUUGCUUUCAUAUCAACAAAAAAUGUCCUCAUAUUAUGUCAUCAAUGAUUUCACAUGUUGCCACUAG